Messenger RNA from Dunckerocampus dactyliophorus (ringed pipefish), 2756 nucleotides. Its product is annotated as 12-(S)-hydroxy-5,8,10,14-eicosatetraenoic acid receptor-like. The transcript is spliced from 2 exons. The record is from RefSeq and is a predicted model, not a curated record. Bases 528 to 1535 code for a protein of 335 amino acids. Gene Ontology annotation, molecular function: G protein-coupled receptor activity. Gene Ontology annotation, biological process: G protein-coupled receptor signaling pathway. Gene Ontology annotation, cellular component: membrane. Lineage: Eukaryota; Metazoa; Chordata; Actinopteri; Syngnathiformes; Syngnathidae.
AGAAACUAUGUCAGCUACAUGCUAGCUUGUGGGAGUUACCAACGCUAGGAAUAGCUUCACAGACAGUUCUCACACUUUGUGCCAACAAAAUGCAGGAUGUGUCACAUGAGCGACCGUCCGUCAUACAGACAAUGAGAAGUACAAUCACUGGCUUUCAUCAGAUUAUUCAUGCUAAUGUUGAGCCAUCCGACUUGCAUGCUUUAAGCUCCGCUGGUUCCACACUGACUCAUCUCCUCGGGCUAUAAAAGGAGGAGCUUUGGGCUUGGAGGCUGAACAGCAAAACACAGAACUAGUCGCUCCCCGCUCUACCGGUCAAUCACUUCCAGAGCCGGACCUCGCUCGCUUGAACAGAACCACAGCAAACCAGUGAAGACGUGGGAAAAGACAAGAAACUUUGGAGAGAAUUCCAGUGCAGAAACCUGUUGGACAGGAUUGGGGGGUUGCGAGACAAGCUCUGUGAUUUCACGUGUGAGUCGGUUUGCUUGUUGACGUGAGUGAAGAGCCGCGAGAACUUCCAGGCCGUCCAAAUGGCUAACGGCUCCGAUUACCAGCUCAUCGAGGACUGCGAGGCCACGCACAAGGCACUCUACAAGUUCUACGCGGCGGUCAUGAUUGUCAUUUUCAUCCUGGCUCUCCCGCUCAACGUGUCUGUCCUGCACCUCUUCAUUUUCAAGCUGAAGUUCUGGAAGUCCAACACCAACAACGUCUUCCUCUUCAACCUGGUGCUGGCCGACAUCCUCCUGCUCUUCUGCCUGCCCAUCAAGGCUCACAACUUCAUCCAGGGCGAGCGCAGGAGCGGCAACGACGCCGUGUGCAAAGCCAUGCUCUUCAUGCUGUUCCUCAACCGAGGAGCCAGCAUCGCCUUCCUCACGGUCACCUCCAUCGACCGCUACUUCAACGUGGUGCACCCGGGCCGCAAGAACCUACUGAAGGCUCUCAAGAAGUCGCCGCACAUCUCCAUCUUCAUAUGGGUGCUCCUCCUGCCCCUCACCAUUCCCACCAUGCUCAAGAACUUUGAGUGCUGCAACAGCCACAAGAGCGACGACAACAAGGAGGACACCUUGAUCAAGGACGUGGUGGACAGCUUGCGGGAAGCGGUUUUCUUCACGCAGAUCAUCAUCCCCUUCGUCAUCCUGGUCUACUGCACCGUGCACAUCGUCAACCGGCUCAGGAAGAAGACCGUCGGGGACAAGACCAAGCUGAGGAGAGCCGUCUUCCUGGUGACCUCGGUCAUGGUGGUCUUCUCGCUAUGCUUCCUGCCCUGCACCAUCUCCAGGGUGGUCCUGCUGGUGGCCCGGGUUCAGGAGUGGCGGGAGUCCGCCCAGGACAAAGCGGCCGUGGCCUUCGACGGCCUCAUGGUGCUGUCCUACGUGGACUGCCUGCUGGACCCGCUGGUCUACUGCUUCUGCAGCACCAAGUUCAAGGCGCUCUACGUCUCCAAUUAUUUCCCCUUUUUCAGCAAAGACGGUCCUCUUCAGCUGGACAGCUCCUCCACGGCACACACUUCAAAUGCCAAACGCAACAAUGUCAUCUGAAGGUCAACCAGACAGACAGACAGACAGACCCAGAGCCCCUCAUGUGGACUUGAUUUGUUAAAGGGGACGCCUAAGUAUUUGUAUCCAUCAUGAAGCCGUGACUUUCAUGCAAUGUUCAUGUUCAUUUGCGUUCAGUGCAAGGAUUCAUUACCUCCGCCAAGCACACUUUUACUUGUGUCCUUUUUAAUGUACAUUACUGCCACCUACAGGACCAGAGUGGGGCAACAUCUCAGGGCGUCUUGAUUUCCAUUCUAACAAGUCAGACGGACAUCCAUCCAUCCAUCUUCUAUGCCGCUUAUCCUCACUAGGGUCGCGGGUAUGCUGGACCAGCUGACUUUGGGUGAGAGGGGUACACCCUGGACUGGUCGCCAGCCAAUGGCAGGGCACAUAGAGACAAACAACCAUUCACACUCACAUUCAUACCGAUGGACAAUUUAGAGUCGCCAAUUAACCUAACAUGCAUGUUUUUGGAAUGUGGGAGGAAAUCGGAGUACCCGGAGAAAAUCCACACACAAACGGGGAGAACAUGCAAACUCCACACAGAGAUGCCCAAGCGGACAUUGGAACCCAGGUCUUCCCAAUCUCCUGACUGUGUGGCCAACAUGCUAACCUCUGACCAUGCGGCCACAGACGAACAUGUUUAUGUUUAAAGUUGUCCUGCUUUUGUUUUAAAUGGGAAGGCCUUGUCCUUCCUCACAGAACAUUUAAUAGAAUGCGUUUGGCUUUUUUGCCGAUAACCGAUAUGACGAUAUUGUCCAACCCCCAAUUUCCGAUUACGAUACCAACCAAUACCGAUGCAUGUAACAUCACAUAUCUUUUUCUUGAGUAAAAUUGUUGUAAAGCAACAAUACUCUUAAAUGAGUACAGUUGUUUUGUUGGCUACUCCAGCCAUCUCUGACAGCAGAUAAUUCAUGUAUUACAUAUUUUAUAUAAGAAUACAUUUGUGUUCCUUGUGCCUUGAUUUAUGUUAUUUUUCGAAAUAUUUUAUUUAUUUUUAGUUAAAGGGUAAAACACAUGAAUCUGCUGAUUAUUAUUUUGAUUGAUAACUUUCAUGUUCUUAUUUUAUAUUCGUAUUUCACUGCAUUAAAACUACUAUAUAUAUAUAUAUAUAUACUGUGUAUGUUUUUUUGGCACUACUUUGUGCCGUUUAGCUGAUGUAAUGUGAAUUACUACUGUGUGGGAUCAAUAAAGUUGUUAUCUUAGCCAUCUGAGAAGAUCAAA